This is a messenger RNA of Myxozyma melibiosi, 1935 nucleotides long. Its product is annotated as membrane transporter. The transcript is spliced from 2 exons. Lineage: Eukaryota; Fungi; Ascomycota; Lipomycetes; Lipomycetales; Lipomycetaceae. Gene Ontology annotation, cellular component: fungal-type vacuole membrane. Bases 103 to 1767 code for a protein of 554 amino acids. Gene Ontology annotation, biological process: basic amino acid transport; transmembrane transport. Gene Ontology annotation, molecular function: basic amino acid transmembrane transporter activity. The record is from RefSeq and is a predicted model, not a curated record.
AAUGACCCGUGCGUCCCCGCUCAGGCACAAAUCCACACACAUACAAAAACUUCGCCGUCUUCGUCUUUUAGUCGGAUUAUAUACAGGGAUUGAUCAAAAAGAAUGGCCGGAGACGACAUACUCACAGAAACAGCAGGGCCCUUAGUGGCCUCGGACACAAUCGAAGAGGCUGCUCCGCUUCUAGGUGAGGCCGAGACGGUCGACAAAAACCAGAUUGAAAUAGAGCAAGCCGAGUUUGAAGCUGAGCAGGCCGAAGAAGAAGAGCUCUCGUCGCGAGCGCUUGUCACCGUAUUCGUUUCGCUUUAUGUCGGUAUCUUCCUUGCUGCGCUCGAUGGAACCAUUGUCGCAACUCUGCUGGCGCAUAUUGCUUCGGAGUUCAACGAACUUCGGUCGGUCUCGUGGAUUGCCACUGGCUACAUGAUUAGUGUUGCCGCUGUCCAGCCAAUUUACGGAAAAAUCUCGGACAUUUACGGCCGGAAAGCUGUUCUCAUUGCCUGCAACAUCACCUUUGGCGUUGGCUCAGUUCUUUGUGGAUUAGCACCUUCGUUCUGGUUCUUGGUUGGAGCACGUAUUCUUACUGGUAUCGGUGGUGGUGGUUUGACGUCGCUCACUGCUAUCACUCUUUCGGAUAUUGUUCCUCUCCGCCAGCGUGGUGUUUUGCAAGGUAUUGGAAACAUUCUCUGGGGCUGCGGUGCUGCGUUUGGCGGUGUUGUCGGUGGUAUUAUCACAGAGGCUUUCGGAUGGCGCUGGGCGUUUUUGUCGCAGGGACCCAUCAUUGCUCUCUCGAUUGUUACCAUCACUUUCAAUUUGCAUCUGCCAGUCAAGGAGGUCGACGGAUCGAAACUGAAGCGUAUCGAUUUCUUGGGAUCAUUCACUCUCGUCAUGGCGCUGGUAUCCUUCUUGCUUACUGCUAGCAUCGGCGGUGUAUAUUUCCCUUGGUUCAGUAUCCCAGUGUUUAUGUCUCUUUUGAUCUCAAUACUUUUCUUUGUCGGAUUCCUAUUCGUCGAAUUGAGAGUCGCCAAAGAGCCUAUCAUUCCUCUUCAUCUGCUCAAAGAUCCCACAGUCUUCGGCUCUUCAUUCACAUCGUGGUUCAUGAACAUGAUCUACUAUGCUCAGUUGUACUACAUCGCAAUUUACUUCACCUCGGUCCGCCACGUAUCACCUACCAAAUCUGGCUCCAGUUUGAUCCCGCACUUCCUCGGAGACUCUGUCGGUGCUCUGGUCGUCGGUUAUUACAUGCGUGCUACGGGUCGCUACUUCCCGAUGAUUGUGCUCGCUGCUGUAUCACUGUUUCUGGGUUCCCUGGCUCUUUGCUUCGUAGGCACUGAGACCCCUAGAUGGCUUAUCAUGGGAACCAUUUUCAUUCCUGGCUUUGGAUUCGGCCUCUACCUUACACUCACGCUUAUUGCUUUGGUGGCAGCUGUGCCUAGAGAGUUCCAGGCUGUUUCAACUUCUAUCCAGUAUGGUUUCAAGGGAACCGGCUCGACUCUCGGUGUUUCGCUCUCGACCGCUGUCUUCCAGAACGUGCUGGCUUCCAAACUAUACGCACGCAUCACGGGUCCGGGUUCGGAGGAGAUAAUCAGCCAAGUUCUUGGCUCGGUUGACCAAAUUGGCCAUCUCUCGCCUGAGUUACAGGAAAUAGUCACAGUUUCGUAUCUUGACGCCGUCAAGGCAGUUUUCAUGCUAGCCACCGUUCUAUGUGUCAUGUGCGCUGGUACUGGUUUUAUGAUGAAGGAGCAUAAGCUCCAUAACACUGUACGAAGAUAGAGUGUGUUUGGAAUUUUAUUCUCAAUUAGAAGCACUCGUCUGUUAGAUCCCACAGUACGCGGUUGAAGGCCCAGAUAUAGACUCCAAAAUCGCGAGUGAAUGCUUAUAGAAGUCUUUGUUUUUGGACCACAGUAUAGGAUAUGCCGGUGAUAUUUUUUCUUUGUCUUC